CCGCUCCCCGCUAUAAGUACCCCGGUCUCUCCCAGUCUGGCAGAUACCUCUCCCUGUCUGUGGCGCACGAGAUUUGCCGUUAUACCAGCCCACGCCCCUACAGCAGGCCACACUUCUCAUUACCUGUCGUGUUUAUUGAUUUUGUAACCAGUUCAGUGGAUUAAGGUCAGGGGUUAUUACGGUCCAGCAGACCACAGAAAAGUUUUGGAGGACACGAUGCGGGAAGAGGACUCCUCCCCAAUGGACAGUGCGGGGAACAGCGAGGAGGAGACCGACCGUGAGCUGCCGCGGAGAGGCGCGAGGAAGCGGCGGGCGACACGCAGGAGCGCGGACGACGAAGACGAGGAGGGAGACCUGGAGAGUCCGAGCCCCGGGAAGAAGAAAUGCAGGAAGAGCUGCGGCGCAGGAGGCGGCAGCGCAGGGAGCGGCGGCAGCGAAGGCAGCAGCAGCCCCGAGCCCUCCUUCGAUGACCUACAGACACAGCGCGUGAUGGCCAACAUCCGCGAGCGGCAACGGACGCAGUCCCUCAAUGAGGCAUUCACCUCGUUACGUAAGAUCAUUCCCACCCUCCCGUCGGACAAACUCAGUAAGAUCCAGACGCUGAAGCUCGCGGCCCGGUACAUCGACUUCCUGUGCCAGGUUCUGCAGAGCGACGAGCUGGACGCGCGAGGGACCAGCUGCAGCUACGUGGCGCACGAGCGCCUGAGCUACGCGUUCUCGGUCUGGAGGAUGGGGGGCGCGUGGUCCUUGUCUACUACGUCCCACUAGCAGGGCUGCUGCGGAUGGUGCAUCAUGAUUAUCCAGACUGAAGAACCAGUGGAUCAGGCCACAGAUACACUGAAACAGGUCUCACACAGCUGAGGCCGCAGUGCUUCAGGCCUCAGAGGAGAGAGGGCUUUUCAUAUUUCCCGUUGCAUGGACUGUAAUGUUUGCAAGGGAGCACUUAGGACAGGACGGAUAUGAAGAAAUAAAGACCACUGUGACUAUGAAUGUUGUAAAAACAAAAUGAGCUCCAAGGAACUGCUCUGUUUUGAAACAAGAGAGAAACAUGACAAUUCAUUCCACAUUCCCUGUGACAAUUGUUUCACAGCAAGUAUUUUGUAUUUAUUUUUCUACACAGGUUCGAAAUUCCUUUCCCCCACUCAAAUAAAAGUUAUUUAUUUUUGUGAUAUCUCAGAAUGCUGAAUGGAUUUGGAGUCUGCACAUUUGAGUGUUGUAAAUAUUUGGUAAUAUCUUGAAUUAAAAAAAUGAAAGUAUCAUUCUUACCUCUAAACUGUCUGGAUAUUCAUUAUAGACUUAAACUUAAUCUCUAUAACAAGAAUAAUAAAAUAAUAAACUGGUCAUUUUCAGGACCACCAUCUGAA
Dicentrarchus labrax (European seabass) is the source of this 1364-nucleotide messenger RNA. RefSeq names its product twist family bHLH transcription factor 1a (gene twist1a). Gene Ontology annotation, biological process: regulation of transcription by RNA polymerase II; developmental process. NCBI's taxonomy places the organism in Eukaryota, Metazoa, Chordata, Actinopteri, Moronidae. The transcript has 2 exons. The record is from RefSeq and is a predicted model, not a curated record. Gene Ontology annotation, molecular function: DNA-binding transcription factor activity, RNA polymerase II-specific; protein dimerization activity; RNA polymerase II transcription regulatory region sequence-specific DNA binding. Bases 217 to 768 code for a protein of 183 amino acids.